Scatophagus argus is the source of this 4150-nucleotide messenger RNA. RefSeq lists its product as uncharacterized. The transcript is spliced from 10 exons. The coding region runs from base 559 to 1242 and encodes 227 amino acids. The record is from RefSeq and is a predicted model, not a curated record. Lineage: Eukaryota; Metazoa; Chordata; Actinopteri; Scatophagidae.
UAAUUUAUGUUAGUAAUUCAGUUUUUUGUCAUAUUUUCAAUUUAUUUAUGUCAGAUUUAGUAAGCUAGAUGUCUCUGUUAAACUUACUUUACGCUUAAACAAACAAAUGUCAUCGUGUUUUGUGUCUGUUGUUCAGGUUACUAAAUGUGGUAUUUAGUUUUAAAAUUGUUGAAUUUAUACUCUUAACAUUAAGGAUGAUUAGGACGAACAACGACUGUCGUCCGUAGCUUUCGAUUUCGACUGUAGAUGAAAUGCCAGCGAAUAUGUGUUUAUGCCUACUCACUGUUAUUAACUUAUGCCACAUACUGUUUUUUUGCGUAAUACCCACGCACUGUCAAGUCAAGACAAGACACAGAGGAUAGCAGUGUUGUGCCGUUCAUAUUUUGGGCGAACGUGUACUGAACGUGCUGUAUUUCCGCAUGAUGAACGUUAUUGUGAACGCGUUCAUUCUGGCGUUCGUGAACGGCGCCCUCUCACAGUAUAACGUCGUUCAAGAGACGACGGCAGCGCUUGCUCGGACAGCUCAGACUCUACGGCGCUUGGGGACGCAGAGCCACAAUGGCGUGUGGUGUAAUGAAGUUCAGCACGCCACCAUCUGAUUUGCUUAAUUACCUGCAAAACAACGGAAUAACAGGUUCAGAUUACACGAGAAAGGUUUCACACUUUGUGUCCACACAUAAAAAAAGGAUUUUCUCCCUCAAAAAUCCUGCUGGGGCCACAUGGUCAAUAGGAGACCUGGAUGAUACCAUUUACAGGGGCAAAGAGAAUGAGUUGAAUGGGUGGGGGAAAUUCUAUCUUCCCAACAUAGUACACAUGCAGGUUGUAGGUGUAGUGGAGGGGUUCUCAUGUCUGUGUGACCAGCUCAUUCUGAUGACCUGUGAGGACAAGAAGAUGUAUGCCUACGAUGGAGAGGAGCUGCACGUGGUGGCCUCAAGCCUGGAGCAGCUAUUUAAAGAGGGAAUAGAGUACCCAUCAUCCAAGAGUUAUUACUACGGGGAGGCUUUCAAAGACAUGACUGUCAACGACUGGGAUAAAGUGAAGAAGGGCGCUGUGGGGAAGAGUUUGGACCAAGCGCACCAAAAACUGGUCACAGCAGAGAAGUCCAGAUUCCUGCAGGCUCUCAAAUCUACGAGUCGCCCAAUACCAAGCAGGUGCCUUGUCAACCGAAAGUAUCAACACUGGACGACCUCUGAUUCACGUGCUGCACUUUCCAAUGUUUCCUGUCCAGGAGUUGCCAGCUGAUGUGUUUGGUUUUUGUUCAAUAAAUUUUAAAUAUGUAUGUACAGUUGUAGAAAAGGAUAACAAUGUCAGCUUCCAUGUCAACAUAAAUCCAUACAAGAAUGUCACAUGUACAUGUAAAGCUGAUCUAAUAUGAUACCUCUGUAGGCCUUUCUGUGACAGCAGACACAGUGUCUUCAUCUUCAUUAUCCUUUGAAGACAAGCAUUUUAUUCUGUGAACUUUAUACCACUACUGGUUAUGAGUUUUGGUCUGUUGAGUUACUUACAACAGGCUGGAGUUGGGCUACAUGAGGCUCCAAGAAGUGGAGACUUCCCUCAGAGUCUACUGGAUUCAAGAACAAACGUCCUGCCUUUAAAAGAGGCUUCAAAAAGAGGUGUGGACUUCUUAAAUGUUAUGAAGGCACUUGUGUCCUGGGGGGUGACUGGCUCAGAUGAGCUGCCUCCUGGGAUUCCCUCAGCCACUGGCCUUCCACUAGUUUGGCUAAGGGCCAUCUCCUCUGCCUCGGUUAGAGGUGGUGGUGCAGGUCCUCCACCCGUUUUAGGGGUGAACCUGCUUCAUGAAACAGGCCCCAGGUUGGCUGACUCCUGGGGUUUAGCCUAGGGGUUCACAUACUUUUGCCACCUUGCACUGUGAAUGUUUACAUGUUGUGUUUAAUAAAAACUGUUCAAUAAAAACAAUUUCUUUUGUUGAAAUUUUAAAUGACUAAAUCUUACUAAUGUUCCUUUUUUAAAAAUAUAUUUUUUUUCUGGUUAAGGAUGGGUGGUAGAACACUGAACUGUAUAAAAAGAUUUCUGUUCGGGGAGACUGAAAUACUGGCAAACCACAACAUAUGAGGAAAUUUGUUUUAUACUGACAUUUGUUAAUAGUUUGAAUGAUUGAAAGGCGUUCACAUAGAAGAUAACCACCCAGACACCCCCAGUAAUAGCAAAAGUGGGACCAACAAACUCCUUUAAAUGCUGAAAGAAAUACAAUUUUGCUAUCGCAUUUAUGUAUUUUCUUCAUCCAAGAGUCAUUUCCCAAACCACAGUGAGGAAGCUUAAACAGUCACCGUCCUCAGUUACAGACACUGAACAUUUUUACAGUGAAGCACAUCUCCAAGUUUCUUUCUUAGUGUGCUUCUUAGUUGUUUUUUUUGUUUGUUUUGUUUUUUAUUUCUGCUUUCAUAUCAGUCAACAGCUGUACCCUGAGCACACUUCCUGUUUCUUUUGCAAGAUAGACGUCAUCAUCCUCCCUUCUGACUUUUGGAUCCAUGUACAGUUACAUAUUUACAAAGACUUCAUUCACUUCAUUCACAUUGUUAAGUACUGAGCUAACCAGUAAUAUACCAGUCAUAUCCCUGUAGAACUAACUGGCCUUCAAACUUCGCGUGAGCAUUUAGUCGUUGUUUGGCUACAGCACAUGAUGAAACCAAGCAGUGGUAAGGAGUGGUAGUUUCACCCAGGGGGCAGGGCUUAUUUCUGUCUUUCUCUUUCAUUUCCUUACAUUGGUGAGUGGUGGUGUGUUUUGUUUGCUUUGCCCGUAUUUUAUAUCAUUAUGAUUGCAUUAUAUAUUGCUAAUUUAAUUUGUGUUGUCAGUGUUGUCAGUAAAAUGUGUAAUUGUUUUGUAUGUGGUGUAUUUUUCUUUCCAACUUUAUCAGCAUUAUCAGGCAGCAGUACAGAACAUGACGAGGGAAGAAGAAUUCCUGAAAAAGCAAGAACUUUUCAGAAGGAAUGCUUUCUUGAUUAUCACUGAAAUGGUGGCUUGGAGUCCAGUACAUCCGUCAGAGUUAGUGGAUGAGGUUCUUCACAGCAUCUUCUUUUUGGGAAAGUUCAUAAUUCCUCAAUAUAAUCCCGAAAGCAUUCUGAGUGAUGACGACAUGUUGAAUACACUGAAGACGGUCUACCCCAACCCUUUUCAACUGUAUUCCUCUCAACUACCUAAGCGGAGUCCAGUCUCAUGUGUGCUGGACAUGAUUGUCGGUAUCACUGGACAAGAGAAUGAGGGCGAAAUAAAAGAAUGCCUGCAAAAGCUCAUGCUGAGACUGAUGCAGGAUGACGCAACGUAUCUGAUCUCCUCCACCAUCUGUGUCUCUCAGCUCAAAAACCUGUCAGAUUCACACAGGUACUAUGGGGUCUCCAUGUCCACUUUUGGCCCAAUGCCUGGGCGAAUCGUCACCGCUGCUUCCUGUCUUAGCUACUGGGACAGUUGCGUAGCUGGUGCAGUGAUGACCUAUGAUUUUAAGAAGAUCAAAAAGACAUAUUUUGAUGGAACCAUCCAACUUCCAGAAAAUUCUGUCAGGUGCGAGGCGUUUAGCAUCAGCCGAGGGACACAAAUGCCUCCUUGCAGAUCAUGUGGGAAUUUGUUUGGUUUGACAACAAGUGAAGAAAGGCAGUGGCCCUAUGGUAACUGUGCUGAAGUUGAAAGUGUCAGCAACUUGCUUAAAAACGAGACAGAAUUGAAAGAACAGGUACGACCAACAUCUGAGACGAGCACUGAUGUGAAUAGGCGGGAGGCUGAAGAGAGUGUCAGAAAAGAGCUCAUGAAUUGUCUGAAAACGGUGGAAUUUAAGUGGGAUGAAUGUUUCUACACCCCCAAAAAGCGUUGAAUCCUAAAACAGGGAAAUAAUUACAUAUGAAAUGUUGAUAAGAACAAUUCUUAAGGUUUUUAGAGCAAACAGAUUAAUUUUUUUUCAUGCAAUUCUUUACCAGUAAAGAAAUUGGCAUCUCACUCACUUUUUUGUGAAUGCAGAAUUCGUGUGGUCAGGGAUGUAAAUAUAUCAUGCUUUACUGUCGCACUUUGUUAAUGCUCCAGCUGCUUAGUACUUUAAUAAUAAAACACAAAUGCAUGUAUGGCAAACAUUUAAUGUAUUAGUAAUGUAAUGAUGUACUGAUCAUGUUAUUCAACAAUAAAAUUAUAGUGAUGUGAACCCUA